AUUGUAGGGCUGUGACAGGCGUCAGUGUGGCUGCUUGUUACGGGAUGUCAGGGUCUCUUGCAAGGGGUGGCUACCGUAUUUGAGUGUGGAGUCGGCUUGCGGGGCUAGCAAAACAUGGGAAGGUGCGAAGGGGGACCACAUGCACGCGACCACUGUUCCGUUCCGUUCCUGGCCCUGUGCACUUUCAAGACUUUGUUGCUGGCACACUUUUUGUAGAGCAACACGACAGACCUCACUGCAAACUUUCCACGUCUAAUUGCAUCAUGAGCAAGUCACCCUCGCCCUACGACUCUCUGCGACACAUCCCUCUAUCCUACGACAACACCGACUCGCGCAACUCGGCCCUCAACCUCAUCCUCACCCUGAGGCCAGACUGGAAGGAGACACAGGACACGAUUGACUUUGUGCGCUUCACCGAUGGCAUCACCAACACUCUCCUAAAGGCGGUGAACAAGCGGCCGGGUCUCUCCAAGACAGAGAUAGACGAGGAUGCGAUUCUUCUGCGCGCAUAUGGAAAGGGCACAGACGUCCUCAUAGACCGAGAGAAGGAAACUCGCUCCCACUGCCUCCUGGCCCGCCACGAACUCGCGCCCACGCUCUACGCCCGCUUUGACAACGGUCUGCUGUACAAAUACAUCUCCGGCAGCGCAUGUGCGCCCGCUGAUCUGCGUCGGCCAGAAGUGUGGAGAGGGGUAGCUCAGAGGCUCGGAGAAUGGCAUGCAACAUUACCUAUAUCGAGUAUCAGCACCACGUGCCCUGCCCCGUCCCAACUCACCCCCCACAACAAGCGUGCAUCUCUGGCCACUAUGGCACAACUCACGCCAGGCAAGUCUGUGCCGAAUGUGUGGACUACUAUGCAAAAGUGGAUCCAAGCGCUGCCAACAAGCACCACCGCGCAACAGGACCGCCGCGACCUGCUGAUGCGCGAGCUCGAGAGCCUGACCAAGAUGCUGGGCGACACGCCUGGCAUCGGCGGCUCCAACCCCUUCAUCUUCGCCCAUUGCGACCUCCUCUCUGGCAACGUGAUCAUUGAGCCCUCGCCCUCGUCCGCUGCUGCCUCGCGUCGCUCCAGUGCUUCGAGCGGCUCUGAAGAGCCCGAGACAGCUGCCUCUGUGUCCUUCAUCGACUACGAAUAUGCCACGCCCGCGCCUGCCUCGUUCGACAUUGCAAACCACUUCGCCGAAUGGGGCGGCUUCGACUGCGACUUCUCCGUCCUGCCCACGCGCCACGUGCGCCGGGCCUUCCUCCGCGAAUACCUCCAAAGCUUCUCCACGCACCAGAACCGCACCUACAAGGAGACUGAGCUGGAAGAGCUGUUCGACCAGGUCGACAGGUUUCGUGGCGUGCCGGGGUUUUACUGGGGUAUAUGGGCCCUCAUACAAGCGCAGAUCUCGCAAAUCAACUUCGACUAUGCGAGCUAUGCUGAGGUGCGACUGGGCGAAUACCGGGCAUGGAUGAGAGAAAUCAGCGGUGAGAGGGAAGCGGCUGGCGAGCAGAUGCCCAUUCGUGAGAAGCGAUGGGCGCAGGAAGAGUAGUUUGAGCUCGGGGAAUCGAGUGUCGAAAUCAUGAUAGGGCGUUGGGCGAGGGCUGGUAGCUGUCAUUCAACAUGCUAAGAUGCAGGCGUAAAGGAAAGGAAAGAGACGAGACGACCCCGUUAUUUCUUUUUAAUACUAGUUCAUUCACCUGGGCAACGUUUUUUGUGUUCUAUUCGCCAUUACACUGUUAUCAAUAAUACCGUCUCACACCAAUGAGCCGUGUUCAUUUCUUUCUAGAGUUCAACUCGACGUUCUUGUCGAUGCAUCGUUGUUAGGUAUAUUUCGACAAAGCCCGAUGAGACAUUCAUACAAACUCAC
This is a messenger RNA of Dothidotthia symphoricarpi CBS 119687, 1853 nucleotides long. Its product is annotated as kinase-like protein. Gene Ontology annotation, cellular component: cytoplasm. The coding region runs from base 264 to 1535 and encodes 423 amino acids. The transcript is spliced from 4 exons. Gene Ontology annotation, biological process: phosphatidylethanolamine biosynthetic process; phosphatidylcholine biosynthetic process. NCBI's taxonomy places the organism in Eukaryota, Fungi, Ascomycota, Dothideomycetes, Pleosporales, Dothidotthiaceae. The record is from RefSeq and is a predicted model, not a curated record. Gene Ontology annotation, molecular function: ethanolamine kinase activity; choline kinase activity.